This is a messenger RNA of Marchantia polymorpha subsp. ruderalis, 939 nucleotides long. NCBI's taxonomy places the organism in Eukaryota, Viridiplantae, Streptophyta, Marchantiopsida, Marchantiales, Marchantiaceae. The record is from the annotation of a GenBank genome assembly.
GCGGGGCCGCGGGGAGGCAUAGAAGGCAGCGGCGGGCGCAGCGCAGAGUCUAGACUUCCUUCGGCCAUUUCUCGCUCUUUGUACAGGCAUUCUCUCUCGUCGCGCUCGUCCUGACGAGAGCAAUUUGUUCGUCGCAUCGGGGCAAGGGUUGCUGUCAUUCCUCCAGCUUCAGCCAUGGCGUGUUUGACAUCGGCCGGAGCUCUGUGCUCGUCCGUCCUCGCGGCUCCCUCGGCCGUGAGCUGCAUCUCCAAGUCGUCCACUGCGAAAUUCCGCGUGGCUCCCAUCGCCGUGAAGCCUCUGUCUCGAAGGUGUUCCACAUUCGUCGUCAGGGCCAGCUCGCCCAACUCUGCCGAUGACCUUCAAGCAAAGGUCGCCGAGAGCAUCAAGGCUGCCACAGAAGUCUGCAAAGGAAAUGAGACAUCUGAGGAGUGCGUUGUAGCCUGGGACGAAACCGAGGAGCUGUCCGCCGCUUACGCCGACAAGAAGCGCAAGGCCAAAGCCGAUCCCCUGGAGACGUACUGCGCUGACAACCCUGAGACUGACGAAUGCCGAGUGUACGAAGAUUGAGAUGCAAUCUCGACUCUUUUGCAAUCCAACUCCCUCCGCGACAUUUGUGCAGGGAGUAGUGUAUUAGUAAAAUUAGACGCAAGAUGGACGUAAUGACGAGUCUGUGUGCGAACUGUGCCCCGAAGGAUACCGUACGGAUGUCUGUGAAAUCAAAGAAGAGUUCACUGUAGAGAUAGAGAACAAAGUUGUUCUGUUGUUCUGUGCUAGUACUUUAAUACACUAGCUCUCAAGUGCUCUGGCUUACUUUCCGGUCAAGCGUUUCGUGACGGAAACAACGACAUUAUGUUAACUGUCUUUUUUUGUACAAUCAUAGUUCUUCACCCUUUUUAAAAAUUGAAUUACAGUUCUAUAAUGUCUAUAACCUUAUGACGU